Messenger RNA from Cyphellophora attinorum, 1704 nucleotides. RefSeq names its product putative U3 small nucleolar RNA-associated protein 7. The record is from RefSeq and is a predicted model, not a curated record. The coding region runs from base 1 to 1704 and encodes 567 amino acids. Gene Ontology annotation, cellular component: small-subunit processome; 90S preribosome; nucleolus. The transcript has a single exon. Lineage: Eukaryota; Fungi; Ascomycota; Eurotiomycetes; Chaetothyriales; Cyphellophoraceae. Gene Ontology annotation, biological process: maturation of SSU-rRNA from tricistronic rRNA transcript (SSU-rRNA, 5.8S rRNA, LSU-rRNA). Gene Ontology annotation, molecular function: protein binding.
AUGGCAGAAGUCAUGUCCCGGCCACGGGAGGCCGAUAUGGAAAGGCUGGUCGAAAACACUGACGGAAGAAUGGCCAUCCAGAACAUCCCCAAACCUCAGCGGCGAGGUCCAACCGCCAUCCUCUCGAAAGCCGACAAGGAGGACCAGAAGCGACUGGCUGAGGCGCGGAAGAAAUACGGUCGAGGGCUGCCGGUGCGAGUCAGCCAGGUCAAGGACAAGAAACUACGAGCGAACCUCAAACGGAUCGAAAGCAAGUACAAGGACGCUGCCCUUAACGCCAAAGACGCAGAGAUACUAUACGAGAACGAGGAGGGCUUCCUGCAACCAGAGAGCGAACUAGAAAAGACGUACAAAGUCAGCCAGAGCACCAUCAUCGAUGCGGUGUCUACACAACAAGCAGCCAAGUCGGCCGAGUUCAAACUUGAUAUGGGACCGUACAUAUCGGACUACAAUCGAAAUGGCCGCAGUCUACUUCUCGCUGGGCGGAAAGGACAUGUUGCAACGUGCGAGUGGCGUGAUGGCAGACCUGGCUGCGAGUUGAACCUCAACGAGACCAUACGUGACGCCAAAUGGCUGCACAACGACCAGUACUUUGCAGUGGCUCAGAAGAAAUACACAUAUAUCUACGACCAUCAUGGCGUCGAGAUCCACUGUUUGAAAAAGUACGUCGAGGCGAGUCAUCUCGAAUUUCUGCCGUACCACUUCCUGCUUGCUGGGAUCGAGAACAGCGGAUUUCUUCGAUAUACAGACACAUCAACCGGGCAGAUCGUGGCAGAGCACCCAACUCGAAAAGGUGCUCCAACAUCAAUGGCUCAGAAUCCAUGGAAUGCAAUUCUUCACGUCGGACAUCAGAACGGGACGGUCUCGCUGUGGUCACCCAAUUCGACAUCCGCGUUGGUCAAAAUGCAGACGAACUUUGGACCUAUUCGAUCUAUUGGAAUCGACCGAUCUGGUCGAUAUAUGCUGACAGGCGGGCAAGACUUGCGGCUGAAGUUGUGGGAUAUUCGUGCUUUGAAGGAAGUACAUUCGUACAGCACACGGCAGCCUGCGAGCAGUAUCUCCAUCUCGGACCGCGGGCUGGCUGCAAUCGGGGCUGGUACGGGCGUCACUGUCUGGAAGGAUCUAUUCACGACGCCACCAUCAGCCGAACCAAACAAAGCUCAGUCACCCUACCUAUCAUGGGGCGAGCAGGGGCUGCCCAUCUCCAGAGUCGACUUCUGCCCAUUCGACGACAUACUGGGCAUCUCGCAUGCCAAAGGCUUCUCCUCGGUCAUUAUCCCGGGAGCAGGCGAAGCCAACUAUGAUGCACUAGAAGCCAAUCCAUACGAGACCAAGAAACAGCGACAAGAGUCCGAAGUCAAGUCGCUGCUUAACAAGCUGCAGCCAGAAACUAUCGCGUUGGAUCCAAGUUUUAUUGGAUCCUUGGAUACCAGAUCUCAUGAGCAGCGGAUGAGAGAAAGGGACCUCGAUACACCAGCAGCAGACCCGUUGGCCAAGCUAAAAGAGCGCAAUCGCGGCCGGGGCAAGAACAGCGCGCUACGACGACAUAUGCGUAAGAAGGGCGGCAAGAAUGUCAUCGAUGAGAAGCGCGUGAGGAUGGAAGAGAUGAAGCAGGAGAGGGUCGACGCGCGGAAAGCGAAGACGGAGCAAGAGAAGAUGCAGCUCGGUCCGGCAUUGUCGAGAUUCGUCGGGGCUAAGCGUUAA